Molecule: messenger RNA, 1038 nt
Organism: Trichoderma reesei QM6a
Lineage: Eukaryota; Fungi; Ascomycota; Sordariomycetes; Hypocreales; Hypocreaceae
Exons: 2
Coding region: 1-1038 (345 amino acids)
Source: RefSeq, a predicted model, not a curated record
AUGCCUCUUCCCGGCCUGGGCGAUGACUGUCUUGAAGUCGACCAAGACUUCUUCAUCAGCCUCUACGGCACCGACGAAGUCUUUACGGCAGAAGGUAUAGACCUACGACUGAGGACUUACACAAACAAACGUUCUCAAAUGUGGAAGUGCGUCCGGGAUGGCAACAACCGAUUCGCAUUCAAGAAUCAAGCCACUGGUGGGUUUCUCGGGGGAGUCAAGUAUGAGAACAUGGGCGCCUCCGCGCGUAAUCAGGGCGCCCUGGAGUGUCUCAUCUUCACCAAGUUGACCACCGGCGGCUACGAACUGACGGUCCCCGUUGGGGGAAGACUCUCCCACGUCAGGCGCUUCGUGGACUCGGGCGGGCCAUACAUGGCUAAAACUACGAAAUUUGCGCAGCCCAUUGGCCUUCACAAGUGCGAGACUGGCCCGUUCCAGAAUUUCCGCUGGGUGAUUCCUGGUCGUCUUGCGCGGUCUUCAGCUCCUCACUACAGGGGCAGCGACCUUGAUCAGAACAUGGACGCAGAAGCCCUUGAAUAUUUGACGAGCCAGGGCAUCACCAGCGUCAUCAGUCUGAACGCCUGUCCCUUGCCCGCGGCGGCAACGACGCGACUGCAGGGGUAUCGCAUGACAUACCACCACGUCCCUGUGACGGAAUUCUGCGCCCCGACCCUGGACCAGUUGCGCGAGCUUUGGGACAUGUACAACCGCCAGACGGUCACCUUGAUAUAUUCCGGCUUUGGACAUGGGCGUACGGGGACUGCCGUCAGUGCGCUGCAGUUGUAUAAUCAACUCGCCUUGAGCGACACGGACUUUAGGAUCAAUUAUGUGGCGACUCAGGAUCAGUUGAGGGUCUUGAAUGACCUGAGGACUCAUCUUCAGCAAUCGGUGGCCGCAGCAGCAGUAGAGGCAGCAGCAGAGGCAGCAGCAGAGGCAGCAGCAGAGGCAGCAGCAGAGGCAGCAGCAGAGGCAGCAGCAGAGGCAGCAGCAGAGGCAGCAAGAGAGGCAGCAGCAGCAGGGCCUCCUUACAGUCGUCUAUAG